Messenger RNA from Aphis gossypii (cotton aphid), 1225 nucleotides. Its product is annotated as phosphoglycerate mutase 2-like. The record is from RefSeq and is a predicted model, not a curated record. NCBI's taxonomy places the organism in Eukaryota, Metazoa, Arthropoda, Insecta, Hemiptera, Aphididae. Gene Ontology annotation, molecular function: intramolecular phosphotransferase activity. The transcript has 5 exons. The coding region runs from base 97 to 975 and encodes 292 amino acids. Gene Ontology annotation, biological process: glycolytic process.
AAAUAUACAAUAUUUGCCUGUAUAAUUAUCUAAUCAAUUUUCAAGUUUAGAUAUUUAUACAUUUUCAAUAUUUUUGAAUUUGUAAGAUUCAAAAUAAUGUUUAGCUCACGUACAAAACAUUUUUUUAAAUCAAUUGAACAAUCAAAAAUAUGGUUUACAACCUCUAGGAACAUAUCACAUAAAAAUAAUUGUGAGAUUUCUAAAAAGUCGUCUAAAAGUUAUACAAUUGUGAUGGUAAGGCAUGGAGAGAGUGAAUGGAAUAAAAAAAAUUUAUUCUGUGGUUGGUAUGACGCUAGUCUUAGUUGUAAAGGUGUAGAAGAAGCUAUUUCGGCCGGGAAAACUCUAAAACAACGAUGUUACCAGUUUGAUGUCGCUCAUACUUCCGUCUUGAAAAGGGCCCAAGACACUCUGAGUGCCAUUCUAAAUCAAAUAGAUCAAACAAACAUCCCGGUACAAACGACAUGGCGACUGAACGAGCGGCAUUAUGGAGGUCUGACCGGCCUUAACAAGUCAGAGACCGCGGAGAAGUACGGUGAAGAUCAAGUCAAAGUUUGGAGGCGCAGCUUCGAUAUCCCACCCCCUCCAAUGGAGAUUAAUCACCCUCACUACGAUCACAUAAAAAACAACCCAUAUUAUGCAGAAGGUCCAAGCGAGUGUGAAUUCCCAACACACGAAUCUCUAAAAAUGACUAUACACAGAACGCUGCCGUACUGGGAUUGCGUAAUCGUUCCUCAAAUAAAAAAAAAUAAAAGAAUUUUAUUAGCAGCUCAUGGAAAUAGUCUCAGGGGCAUAAUUAAAUAUUUAGACAAUAUCACAGAUAAAGGAAUUAUGGAGUUGAACUUACCAACAGGCAUACCGUUUGAAUAUACGCUUGAUGAGAAUUUAAAACCUCUAGUUUCCAUGAAGUUUUUAGGUGACGACGAAACCGUUAAAAAAGCGAUGGACGCCGUAGCUUCUCAGGGCAAAGCAAAAUAAAAGUUUAUAUAAUAUGUAUAAUACUGAUGUGAAUUACCUGUAAUUUAAGUUAACGCUAUACGUUUUAACGUUGUAGUUAAAAUUUAAAUAACUUUUAAAUUUUAUUCUUAAGUAGCUAUUCUAUACAUAAAUCAAAUAUUAUAAUUUAUAAUACAUUAUUUAUUCACUCCAAGUACUUCAACAAUAGUUCCAAUAUAAUAUAAAACACAAUUUUUGAUUAAUAAAAAAUACAACAAUAUUAAUGUGCCUA